CCCUGCCAUAUGACUGUUUAGAAGCCAGCCUUCCUUCAACAGAACAGAACCACAGGAGAGCUCCAGUAAACCAGAAUCUACACUGAAAUAAUCAACAUUACCCCAUUUGAAAACCAUCUAAAGCAAUCAUGGGUGAUCAGAAGGGCGGUGAUUUGGCGACGGCGAUCCUUCGGAAAAAGGACAAGCCUAACAGACUCCUGGUAGAGGAAGCAGUGAACGAUGACAAUUCAGUGGUUGCCCUGUCCCAGGCAAAGAUGGACGAGCUACAGCUGUUCCGUGGUGACACAGUCCUGCUGAAAGGCAAGAGACGCAAAGAAACAGUCUGCAUUGUCCUAUCAGACGAGACAUGUCCAAACGAGAAGAUCCGAAUGAAUCGAGUUGUUCGAAACAACUUGCGCGUCCGUUUGAGCGACGUAGUGUCCGUGCAGGCAUGUCCAGACGUAAAAUAUGGAAAAAAAAUUCACGUCCUACCAAUAGACGACACAGUAGAAGGUCUCACUGGUAAUCUCUUCGAGGUUUACCUCAAGCCCUAUUUCCUGGAGGCAUAUCGUCCCAUCCACAUGGACGACACCUUUAUCGUUCGCGGUGGAAUGCGAGCUGUUGAGUUCAAAGUUCUGCAGACAGAUCCUAGCCCCUACUGCAUAGUUGCCCCAGACUCUGUCAUCCACUGCGAUGGAGAGCCCAUAAAACGUGAGGACGAGCAAGAGGCACUCAAUGCAGUGGGAUACGACGACAUCGGAGGUGUUCGCAAACAGCUGGCACAGAUCAAGGAGAUGGUGGAAUUACCACUGCGUCAUCCAUCACUCUUCAAGGCCAUUGGAGUCAAGCCUCCACGUGGAAUUCUACUCUAUGGACCCCCAGGUACAGGAAAAACCCUCAUCGCACGUGCUGUAGCCAAUGAAACGGGUGCCUUCUUCUUCUUGAUAAAUGGCCCUGAGAUAAUGUCAAAAUUGGCUGGUGAGUCUGAAUCUAAUCUGCGAAAGGCCUUCGAGGAGGCUGAGAAAAAUUCACCAGCUAUUAUAUUCAUCGACGAGCUAGACGCCAUCGCCCCAAAGCGUGAGAAGACUCACGGUGAAGUGGAGAGACGCAUUGUCUCUCAAUUAUUGACCCUCAUGGACGGUAUGAAGCAGAGCUCUCACGUAAUUGUUAUGGCAGCUACCAACAGACCCAACAGCAUCGAUGGAGCACUUCGCAGGUUUGGAAGAUUCGAUAGGGAAAUUGAUAUUGGCAUUCCCGAUGCAACUGGACGUCUCGAGAUUCUUCGCAUUCACACGAAGAAUAUGAAACUCGCUGAGGACGUCGAGCUCGAGCAAAUUGCAGCUGAGAGUCAUGGACAUGUUGGAGCUGAUCUGGCAUCACUCUGCUCUGAGGCUGCACUCCAGCAGAUCAGGGAGAAAAUGGAUCUCAUCGAUCUCGAGGACGAUCAAAUCGAUGCUGAGGUGUUGACCUCAUUGGCUGUCACCAUGGAUAAUUUCAAAUAUGCCAUGGCCAAGAGCAGUCCUAGUGCUCUUCGUGAAACUAUCGUCGAGGUGCCAACUGUAUCCUGGGAUGAUGUUGGAGGGCUGCACAAUGUCAAGAAGGAACUCCAGGAGCUUGUGCAGUAUCCUGUCGAGCAUCCCGACAAAUUCUUGAAGUUUGGCAUGCAACCUUCGAGGGGGGUGCUCUUUUAUGGACCACCUGGGUGUGGAAAGACUCUCUUGGCUAAGGCCAUUGCUAAUGAAUGUCAGGCCAAUUUUAUAUCUGUUAAGGGGCCUGAGUUGCUUACCAUGUGGUUUGGAGAGUCUGAGGCUAAUGUCAGGGAUGUUUUUGAUAAGGCAAGAUCAGCAGCUCCCUGCGUUCUUUUCUUCGACGAAUUGGACUCGAUCGCAAAAUCUCGUGGUGGAUCAGUGGGUGAUGGUGGUGGUUCGGCAGAUCGUGUGAUUAAUCAAAUUCUCACGGAAAUGGACGGAAUGGGGGCUAAGAAAAAUGUAUUCAUCAUUGGUGCAACGAAUCGUCCUGACAUCAUUGAUCCAGCAAUACUCCGACCAGGGCGUCUCGAUCAGCUCAUCUAUAUUCCACUGCCCGACGAGAAGUCCCGUGAAGCAAUCUUCAAGGCUAAUUUACGUAAAUCACCAGUUGCCAAGGACGUUGAUCUAACGUACAUUGCAAAAGUAACACAUGGUUUCUCUGGUGCUGAUUUAACUGAGAUAUGUCAACGUGCCUGCAAAUUAGCCAUUAGACAGUGCAUCGAGACUGAGAUUCGUAGGGAAAAGGAACGAAUGAAUAAUCCAUCGGUGUCCAUGGAUACUGAUGAUGAUGAUCCCGUACCGGAGAUUACCAGGGCUCAUUUCGAGGAGGCCAUGAGGUUUGCUCGUCGCUCUGUGUCUGAUAAUGACAUCAGGAAGUAUGAAAUGUUUGCACAGACGCUACAGCAGUCACGAGGUUUUGGCACCAACUUCAGAUUCCCUCAAAAUGCUGGAGGUGGCCCACAAGAUUCAACGCAGGGCGAUCAAACCUUCCAGGACGAUGGUGACGACGAUCUCUAUAGUUAAGUCUUCGUAACUGUAAUAUUCUUUGCAGUGGAGCGCAUCACAAAAGAGCCUGUCCACUUUGUUUGUUUACAUCUUCUUGUUUUUCACCCAUGAGUUGACACUUGUCACGAAUUUUCAGGGCUACUAUUAUCCACGAAUACAAAAAACGUGAAGAAAAGUCGAGGAAUAGAUUUUUCCUCUCGAAAAUUACAAAUCUGGGCCCAGACUCAUUACACAAAUUAUGAAUGAAAUGAAUAAGUAAGAAUUGAAUAAAAUCAUUUUAAAUAAAUGAAGAAAAUAUUAGUUCGUGUUUUUAUACGGAAUUAAUGAUUGAGUGAAUUUGUCGUUUAUCUCGAGAGAUUACAAGUAGUUGAAAAUUUUUAUAUGACCCUCAAGACCUCAUCUCGCAUUCCAUUUACCUCGAAGCAAACGAAUUCAUUGAAUAAAUAGAUUAUUCCAGGAUAGGCUCUUUUGUUAUGUCGUAAGGCUGUACCUUUUUUUCACGAAAAAAAAAAAUCGUCACAAGUAGGUUUGAAGAGAAGAAUUGUCGAUAAUUCAGGAGUGAAGGCGUUGAAACGUCACGAAAGAGUUUUCAUCUUCUGUUGGAUAUUAAUCAAGAGCAAAUUUUUCCCCUGCUAAUCUCUUCAUCUAUGAAAAUCCUUGUGAUAUCAGGAAUAUCUCGUUAUCGAGACACAAAUCCGAUAGAUGUGCAAAAUUCCACUCAUGACGAUUCACUCUUCACUGUAAUUCAUACUGCGUUAAGGAUAAAAUAAUAACAGAUAAAUAAAUAAAAUGAAAUAAACAAGGAAAA
Molecule: messenger RNA, 3321 nt
Organism: Fopius arisanus
Lineage: Eukaryota; Metazoa; Arthropoda; Insecta; Hymenoptera; Braconidae
Gene: TER94
Product: Transitional endoplasmic reticulum ATPase TER94
Exons: 3
Coding region: 129-2531 (800 amino acids)
Biological process (GO): retrograde protein transport, ER to cytosol; mitotic spindle disassembly; autophagosome maturation
Cellular component (GO): cytosol; VCP-NPL4-UFD1 AAA ATPase complex; nucleus
Molecular function (GO): polyubiquitin modification-dependent protein binding; ATP binding; ATP hydrolysis activity
Source: RefSeq, a predicted model, not a curated record